This is a messenger RNA of Elaeis guineensis (African oil palm), 1601 nucleotides long. RefSeq names its product calreticulin. Gene Ontology annotation, cellular component: endoplasmic reticulum; endoplasmic reticulum membrane. The record is from RefSeq and is a predicted model, not a curated record. Gene Ontology annotation, biological process: ERAD pathway; protein folding. NCBI's taxonomy places the organism in Eukaryota, Viridiplantae, Streptophyta, Magnoliopsida, Arecales, Arecaceae. Gene Ontology annotation, molecular function: calcium ion binding.
CCGAAUACCGAGCCUCCUCUCCGGAAGGGAGCUCUCCUCUUCCCUUGCCUUCCCUUGGCCAAUGGCGAUUUCGGGGAAGCCGCCGCUCAUCUCCUUCGUUUCCCUCUUGCUUUCUCUCCUCUCGCUUGCCUCCGCAGAAGUCUUCUUUGAGGAGCGCUUCAAUGAUGGCUGGGAGAAAUGGUGGGUAAAAUCUGAUUGGAAGAAGGAUGAGAAGAUGUUGGGUAAGUGGCGCCAUACUUCGGGUAAUUGGAGUGGUGAUCCAAAUGAUAAAGGCAUCCAAACCAUGGAGGACAAUAGAUUCUAUGCAAUUUCAGCAGAGUUUCCAGAGUUCAGUAACAAAGACAAAACAUUGGUUUUCCAAUUUUCAGCGAAACGCGAGCAAAAAUUUGGUUGUGCAGGCGCCUACAUGAAGCUGCUUAGUGGUGAAAUUGAUCAAAAGAAGUUUGGUGGUGAGACACCCUAUAGUAUCAUGUUUGGACCAGACAUCUGUGGGCAGAACACCAAGAAGGUUCAUGCCAUUCUUUCACGAAAUGGAAAGAACCACAUGAACAAGAAGGAUGUGCCAUGUGAGAAUGAUCAACUGACUCAUGUCUACACUCUCAUCAUCCGCCCGGAUGCUACAUACAGUAUUCUAAUAGAUAACAAAGAGAAGGAAUCAGGGAGCAUACAUACUGAUUGGGAUAUUCUUCCUCCAAAGCAAAUUGAGGAUCCCGAAGCCAAAAAGCCUGAAGAUUGGGACGACAAGAAAUUUAUUAUUGAUCCUGAACAUAAGAAACCAGAGGGCUAUGAUGACAUCCCCAAGGAGAUACCCGAUCUUGAUGCUAAGAAGCCAGAAGACUGGAAUGAUGAAAAGGAUGGUGAAUGGAAGGCCCCAAUGAAGCCAAAUCCUGAAUACAAGGGGCCAUGGAAACAAAAGAAAAUCAAGAACCCCAAUUACAAGGGAAAAUGGAAGCCUCCAAUGAUUGAUAAUCCAGAUUACAAGGAAGAUCCAGACAUUUAUGUUUAUCCCAACUUAAGAUAUGUAGGCAUAGAGCUGUGGCAGGUUAAAUCAGGAACCCUGUUUGACAACAUUUUAAUUUGUGAUGACCCUGAAUAUGCAAAGAGUUUUGCUGAAGAAACCUGGGGCAAAAACAAGGAUGCUGAGAAGGAAGCUAAGGAAGCAUUCGAUGAGGCUGCGAGAAGGAAAGAAGAGGAGGAAUCUAAGUAUGAUCCAAUUAGAAAGGAUGAGGAGGAUGAAGAAGAGGAAGAAGAUGAUGAUGUUGAUAUACACCUAGACGAAGACAAGGACAAACCACAUGAUGAACUCUAGACAGAGACAGAUGAAGCUGCUGCGGACUCCCGAAUUUUCCAGCCAUGGUUUGUUCUGCUGAUAAUGUGGAUGAUUGUCGCCUGGUUUCUUUCUUUUUCUUGGGUUAAAGCAGAUGGCAAUACCCGAUAUAAUGUCAAAUUUCUUAUGGUGUUCAAUAAUCUGAUAGUCAAGUAUUGUAUUAUGGGUGCUAUUUUAGAGAAUGAAGUAAUAAAUCAUCCUCACUACCCAUCUAUUCUAAAAUUUGAUUGGAAUUUUCUUUAAAAUCAUAAGCAUUUACUAGUUUGCUGUUCUA